Molecule: messenger RNA, 1551 nt
Organism: Tachysurus fulvidraco (yellow catfish)
Lineage: Eukaryota; Metazoa; Chordata; Actinopteri; Siluriformes; Bagridae
Gene: ino80e
Product: INO80 complex subunit E
Exons: 8
Coding region: 153-851 (232 amino acids)
Biological process (GO): chromatin remodeling
Cellular component (GO): nucleus; Ino80 complex
Source: RefSeq, a predicted model, not a curated record
AUGUACGAAUACAAGUUUGAAAACGGUUCAUUUCCGGCGCAUGAUUCCAACGUGAGCGGAAGUAAACAAAGCGCCUCGCGUUUGUUCGGUUUCAGUUAUUCAUGUGAGAUCUAUUUCAGAGUCAAUUCUUCCUUCACGUCUGUAAUCCAGAUAUGAACGGCCAAGCCGAUUUAGAUGUGGAUUACAAGCGAAAAUACAAAAACCUGAAGCGUAAAUUAAAGUUUUUGGUGUAUGAGCAGGAAUGUUUUCAAGAGGAGCUCCGAAGAGCACAGAGAAAACUCCUGAAGGUGUCCAGAGAUAAAAGUUUCCUGCUGGACAGAUUGCUUCAGUACGAGCGGGUGGACGAGGACUCGUCUGACUCGGACGCCACGGCCUCCUCAGACAGCGAGGGAGAAGUUCAGAGGGAAAGAGAUCCAGGAAAGAAGAGGAGAAGUCCCGGAGGUCCGUCCCUCGCUUCGUCCUCGUCACCCCAGCCUGCUCUCCUCUCUCGGCCCGGAGCGAACGCACUCCAGGCUUCAGCACCCUCUCAGUAUCUCAACGCGACCCUACCCUUCCCACCUGACUAUUUGGCUCCCUCUGCUGAGCGAGUGAGGAAAGAGAGAAAACCAAAACCACCAAAACAGAGAAAAGAGUCUGCAGGAAAGGUGGUUUCUCCGUUAGCAUCUAACUACCCAGCAGGCAGUGCACCGGGCGCGGGUUCGUCCGGGCCGUUCAGCUGGGUGCCGCGGCAGAUGCUGAGCGGAGACACCGCAGAGGAGGAAGGAGACAGUGAGGGAGAAAGCGAUGGAGGAGAAGAGGAGAGAGGAGAGGGAGAGGAAGCAGAGCUGGUCAUUGAUAUUCCUAACGAGUGAUGGUGAAGUGGAUGAAAGACUCUGGUGAUGAUUUAGCAGCAGUUAUGCAGAAUUACACCCGGACUCUUCUCCACCAAUUUAUUUAUUUUUUUUGUUGUUGUUUUUUUAAUAGUAAGAAUUAAAGCCACAGUGCAUAGUUUUUUUUUUUUUGUUUUUUUUUAUGAGGUUACAGCAAUCCACUGUUCCUUGUAAUAGUAAUCCACAGUCAGAGCUGUGAUUGGAUUUGGAGGGACAUUUCGGAUGCGUGUCGUACGCCAGCUCGGACACAUCCCACACCAUCCUGCCUGAAAGACAGCAUCAGAAACAAAAAGCCCUUCUCUUUAUAGAUAGCUGAAGCUACUGAAUGUUGUGGCAGGAUUCUGGAUCAGGUACGGCAGAAUUAUAUUAACACUAAGAAGUGUUUGCUGAUUCAGCAUUUCUGUCUGCAACCCGAGUGUCGUAUUACUCAGUCAUGACAUCCGGUGCUUUUUAAAGCGAAAAGUCAAACAGCUUUCCGUUCAAAUCAAUCAGCUGGUCAAUGCUUACUCCAUCACAAUGUGUGUGUGAGACAUAGCUGAUCCACUGUCAUGUUCAACACCCAGCUCUCAUGUAUGUCUGUAUAUUUUUGUGAGGUAAAACUUUUUCAAAUAUGGUGAAUUGUAAUCGGAUUUUUGUUACCGCUGUGACUUUAAUAAACAAAUUUCUGCCUAGAAAUGGAAAA